Molecule: messenger RNA, 2418 nt
Organism: Penicillium canescens
Lineage: Eukaryota; Fungi; Ascomycota; Eurotiomycetes; Eurotiales; Aspergillaceae
Gene: admB
Exons: 2
Coding region: 1-2418 (805 amino acids)
Biological process (GO): proteolysis
Molecular function (GO): metalloendopeptidase activity
Source: RefSeq, a predicted model, not a curated record
AUGAGGUUCUCCCAAACGAUCCUGCCCUUGAUAGGUGCGGUUUCGUCGCUCUUUCAACAGACACACGCACGGUCACAAGCCUCAGAGGCUAUUCGCCAUGUUACGCCAGUCGAUAAUGCCAUCAUUCGUACCCCCUCACACAAAAUAGACCAUCUAUCCAGCUUCGAUGUUACCUUCAACCUACACCAAGACGGCAAGCGGAUAAAGCUAGAGCUUGAACCAAACCACGAUAUCCUCGCCGACGAUGCUUACGUGCAAUACCUGGGCAUUGACGGUACAGUACGACACGGUCAGCCCAUCCAGCGACACGAACACAAAGUGUUUAAAGGCCGCGCGCUGGUAGGAUCGGGUACAGGGAGAUGGACGCCAGUCGGUUGGGCCAGAAUCACCGUUAAAAGGGAUGGCGAGGAGCCACUUUUCGAGGGUGCAUUCAGCAUCGACAAUGACAAGCACCACAUUGAAUUGCAGUCAAACUAUAUGCACAAGAAGCGCCCGAUCGAUGCCGAUGUCGAGCCGAGGGACGGAGAGUAUAUGCUCGUCUACCGAGACUCCGACAUGUUCCAGUACACACACAAUGAGCUGAAGCGGUCGCUUGCCGCCUCCUCCUCUGGUUGUGGAUCCGACACCCUCGACUACAAUGCCGAUCUAUCUAAUUCUAUCUUCCCAUAUGGCGUUGACCAACUCGACGGCCAGUGGGGUGUUGCCUCGUUGAAUUCGCUGUUCGGUCUGAGCAAGCGGCAAUCGGAUACCAGCGGUGUGUCCGGAAACACGGGCGGCGUGAACCUGCAAACGACCAUCGGCGAUACCAGUGGUUGCCCCAAGACGAAGAAGGUCGCUCUGAUCGGAAUUGCGGCCGAUUGUGCAUUGACCGAGUCUUUCGCAUCUAACAACGCGACCCCCAAGGCUGCGGCUCAGGAUUGGAUCAUUAACGUUGUGAACACGGCAUCCAGUCUCUAUGAAGAUUCAUUCAAUGUGUCAAUUGGGCUGCGCAACUUGACAAUCUCCGAGACUGGCUGUACCUCUGGAGGCUCUUCUGGUACACCGUGGAACGUCGGUUGCAACAGCGGCAAUGUCACCUGGCGUCUCAAUGAAUUCUCCAAGUGGCGCGCUCAAAAUUCAGAUAGCAACGCUUAUUGGACUCUUAUGACCGACUGCCCGACAGAUAGCGAGGUUGGUGUCUCGUGGAUGGGUCGGUUGUGCACAUCCGACUUGACGACCGCCGGCGACAGCUCUGUUACCGGUGCCAAUGUUGUUGUUCGCAAUUCUGGUGCUUCCUGGCAGGUGUUUGCCCACGAGACUGGCCAUACCUUUGGAGCUGUGCACGACUGUGAUUCGCAGACAUGCUCCCAGAAGUUACAGGAUUCAUCCCAAUGUUGCCCACUGUCCUCGUCAACCUGCGAUGCUGAUGCAAAGUACAUCAUGAAUCCAUACGCUAGCAACAUCAUGACCAAGUUCUCAGAUUGUACGAUUGGCAAUAUCUGCUCCGCAAUUGGCAGAAACAGCAUCAAGUCCUCAUGUCUGUCAGACAACAAAGGCGUCGUGACCAUCAGUGGCAGCCAGUGCGGUAACGGCAUCGUCGAAUCCGGCGAAGACUGCGACUGCGGUGGCGAAGAAGGCUGCAGCGACAACUCCUGCUGUGAUGCAAAAACCUGCAAAUUCAAGGGCAAUGCCGUCUGCGACGACUCCAACGAGAGCUGCUGCUCCCAGUGCCAGUUCUCCCCAGCCGAUACCGUGUGCCGCCCCAGCACAGGCGUUUGCGAUAUCGAAGAAAAGUGCAGUGGAACCUCCAGCUCCUGCCCCGACGACAAAUACAAGGACGACGGCUCAUCUUGCGGCGACAAGGACCAAGGCCUCAGCUGCGCCAGCGGCCAGUGCACCAGCCGCGACUACCAAUGCCGAACAGUGGUCGGCUCUCUACUAAACACCAACGACACCUGGGCCUGUGAAAACACUCAAGACCCUUCAUGUACUCUGGUCUGCGGCGCACCAUCAAUCGCUCACUCGUACGGCACAACCCCAUGUAUCAGAAUGAACCAAAACUACCUCGAUGGCACACCCUGCGACUCAGGCGGCCGCUGCAACUCAGGCCAAUGCAAGGGAUCGUCAGCCCUAGGCUGGAUCAAGCAACACGAGAAACUCGUAAUCGGCGUCUGCGUUGGCGGCGGCACCUUCAUUCUCCUCGCCCUCUUCUUCUGCAUAUACAGCCGCUGCAGGCGCAGCGCUGCCCAGCGGAAGAUGCGCAAGGCUAUCCCCCCCGGUACAUACCGGCGCUACAAUGGACCCCAGCCCUCUGCUCGCCCACCCCACAUGAACCAGUGGCAUGGUGUUCCCAAUAGUGGGUAUCAGAAUGUACCUCCGCCUGGACCGCCUAUGUAUCAGAAUAUGCCCCCGCUUGGGCCGCCGCCACGUUAUGCUUGA